This is a messenger RNA of Necator americanus (New World hookworm), 2268 nucleotides long. RefSeq lists its product as uncharacterized. The record is from RefSeq and is a predicted model, not a curated record. NCBI's taxonomy places the organism in Eukaryota, Metazoa, Nematoda, Chromadorea, Rhabditida, Ancylostomatidae. Bases 1 to 2268 code for a protein of 755 amino acids. The transcript is spliced from 3 exons.
AUGGCUUCGAAAUCCUGUGACCUGUUCCAGUUUAACAAAGUGUAUGACUUUUCAAAAACACGAUUAGUAGACCAUCAGCAACAUCAGAAGGUUAGUAAAUCUGUUAAAUCUACCUCUGUAUGUGCAGAUCACAACAGCACCAUAGCUAAUAAAAACAGUGCACAAAGUUCAUUUCGUGUUUCUGUGAUUGGCAAUGUACUCAUCUCAGCUGACGCACUUUCCGUUUUGGAUCUCGGCCCUAGUUUCGCGCCUGUGCAAUCAAUAAGUCCGGAGGUAUCACGCAAGGUUGUGGGCAGCCUCCAAUUGGUUCAUGAUAGGUUGCGACUGAGAGCAAAAGAAGAAGAGCGAAGGCAAGAGAACAGAAUAGCUGAGCAAGUAUCCUUACCCUCCAUACCUUUCCCGCGUAUGAUGUAUAAACCACCUGAACCCAACCCCACGGUAGACAACAAGUUUCGAGUGUUCGCAACAUCGGUGUAUUCCGUUUUGGAGCGUUUCUCGAGAAAACACGCAAAUUUCAAUCUCACUGUCGCGCAACGUCGAGGCCUACGUGAGAUUCGUAAUCUUAUUACAGCUGGAGAGAUCAAGGUUUCCGUUAGUGAUAAGGGAGGCGAAUUUGUUGUUCUAUCACGUGAACUAGACAAGGCGAUAACGAGACAACAUCUUGAGGAUGACAGUCUAUAUGUCCCAUCCUCCGCCAAUGAGUUUAGAAAGCAAUAUCGCCGCCUAAACAGGGUUUGGGUAGAAACGGCAGGAACAGCAGGGCUCCCAAAAAACUUUAUUACGCGUCUCAAGAACGACUUACCCGCAUGUCCAGUCCUAUACACGCUAAUCAAAACUCACAAGCUCUCUGAAAAUGGCCUCACUUCGAACGAUCCACGUGACUUUAAAGUGAGGCCUAUCAUUAGUGGUAUCGGGGGCCCCACGGAUAGAAUUUCCUGGCUGCUCAACAUAAUCCUAAAUCAGCUGCUCAGAUAUGUCCCUGCCCACCUCAGCAGUUCUAGCAACUUCCUAAAACAUCUCCGCAGUACCUCAUUUGAGCGUGAAUGUGUAGUAGAGACCUUUGACGUUACGUCACUCUAUACGAACGUUUCAAACGAUGUAGCGAUGCAGGCUGUUCACGAACUGCUCACGCAGCGCCAGGCUUCUUUGAACAUGUAUGGAUUCAGCAUCAGGCAGAUCAUGACAUUGAUAAACGAAUGCCUGAAUUGCUCUAUUUUCCGAUGGUCGGGACAGUACUACCGACAACUUAGAGGCCUAGCUAUGGGACAAAGGCUGGCACCCACUCUCGCCAUUGUUUUCAUGGCCAAGAUCGAAAAGCCUAUAAUAGACCGCAAACCACUGCUGUAUUAUCGUUACAUAGAUGAUUGCUGCGUCGUCUGCUCAACCCAAGCAGAACUAGACGCGUGCUUCAAUCUUCUCAAUCAGCAGUGUCCGCACAUCAAGUUCACAAGGGAGAGACCGAUAGACAACUGGUUGGCUUUCCUGAAUGUGCACAUUUACUUGCGGAAUGGGAUAUCGCAUCCCAGCAAAAUGAAAAAAUCUGUUAUAGGAAACAUGUACAGAACGGCGGCAAGAGUCUCAUCGAGUAGCCAGGAAAAAGCAUGGUCUAUAAAUGUGGCCCAUAAAGUAGCAAUGUCCAAUGGGUACCCAGCUGGAGAUGGUGCUACCCGACAAGCACGGUAUCCCUCUCGAAGACCCAACGUAGUGGAUGGCCCAGAGAAGAUCCCUUUCUGUUUACCUUAUAUAUCUGAUGAUAUGAGCAGAGCAGUACGGGGCUGUCUACGAAAAGCGGGUCUAAGGAAUGACGUGAGGGUUGUGGAAAUACCUCCAGCAAACCUCAAGGCGAAGCUGGUACGUAACCGUGUGUAUGAUCGACUCUGCACAACUCCCAGCUGCGUGGUUUGCCCGUAUGGCAGAGAGGGUGAUUGCAUGAUAUCGGGAGUGGUGUAUCGUAUCACGUGCAGGUUGUGCGGUGACGAUUAUAUAGGGGAAACGGGACGCCCAUUGUGUAUUAGGGUCAAGGAGCAUCUAGACGGACUCGCAAAAUCAAAAACCUUCACCCCACUUGGAGCACACCGUAGAAUAUGUCAUCCAAACUCCGAAGUAGAGGUAGAAGUUCGUAUAUUAUCCUACGAGUCCGAAAUCACAGCACGCAGAACGCUAGAGGCCUUUUGGAUAACCGCCAAAAGUCCAAAAAUGAACAAGAAGGAUGAGUGCAUUGCGAUCACAAACGAGUUAUCCCCGUAUCAAGACUUAUGCGGGUUCUGA